AUGGGCUCGAUUACAGAGGCAAUAGGAAAGCGCACAACAGAGCUGUCUCAUGAUGGAAGGGAUGUGGCCAUCACCUUGGCCGUGUGCGUUUUCCUGGCAACGCUCAUCACGGGUCUCCGCUUCUGGUUGUCCAGAAGACGAAGGCCAUUAUUUUCCAUGCCAGAAUCCAUGACGCUCGUGUCUCUGCUCUUAUUCUACUCCUACGCCGUGGCGACCUACCUGAUUCUGACAAUCGGGCACGGUGGCUACCCAACGUCUCAGACACAGAGUUGGCGGCUUACGUUCACACUCAAGUGUAUCUACUAUCUUCGGUUGGCUUACGCCACAGGACUGGGCUUGGUGAAAUGCAGUAUCUUGAUGGCCCUGUUCAGAUCCCUCGCUGCUUCAUCCAAGGCCGCUCGACAUGCGAUCUUGAUCAUCAUGGCGGUCUGCAUUUCCUGGAGCCUUGGGGCUACCCUCAUAAGCCUCUUGAACUGUCGCCCAUUGAGCUACAACUGGAACCUGCAACAUUCGGAAGGCCACUGCAUCAAUCGAAAUGCUGCCUUUAUGGCAGUGAGCAUCAUUGACGUUGUGACAAAUGCCGCAAUUCUAGUUUUACCGCUGCCUAGAAUAAUAAGAACAAAGAUUACCCUACCGGAGAAACUAGUGAUGAUCAGUCUUCUGAUCUUGGGGUUAUUUGUUGUUGCCAUUACUGCGGUCCGCACAGUAACCAUCGCCAGAACGGACUUUUCUGCCGUUAACGACCAUGGCAAGAUGAUCAGCAUUUGGACAACGGUGGAGUGGACGGUGGCGCUUAUGAUAGCCAAUUCUCCUGUGCUGUGGCCUUUGCUCGACUGGCUCGCUCCUUUCCAUUCUAUGGAGAACGCCCCUGUGGAUACCAAUAUGACUACAAGUGAGCAAUUUGACUACGUUAUUGUCGGUGGUGGUACAGCUGGCUGUGUCCUAGCCUCACGGCUGAAGCAAUACAACUCCUCUUUGUCGAUCUUGCUUAUCGAAGCCGGCCCUGAUGCCAGCAACCACCCCCUCGUACCAGACGGAAGUAAAGCCCCUCAGUUACUUGGAUCAGAGCUUGAUUGGACAUACGAGACGGUGCCGCAGAAACAUCUUUCUGAUCGUGUACUCUCAAAUCACGCGGGGAAGGCUCUGGGUGGUAGUACCACAAUCAACAGUGGCGGAUGGAUGCGGGGUAUAAAAGAAGACUAUGACCUCUGGGCCAGCUUAGUCGGUGACUCUCGAUGGAGCUACCAAGGUCUCCUGCCUUAUUUCCGGAAGCUUGAGCAUCACUUCGAUCCUUCGGCCGACCCCGAAGUUCAUGGCUUUGAUGGCCCUAUCAAAACUGAGUCCGCUUCGUCUACAGGCCGCAGGUACCCUCUUCGUCAAAUGGUGCAAGAGGCCUGGAAUUCCGUCGAUGUAAAAUAUAACCCCGAUAUCAAUUCCGGCAGUCCUUUUGGGCUGGCUGAUGUUGUUGAGAAUCGCGAAAACGGGAUGCGACAAAUGUCGAGCUCCGUUUAUACGCUACAUGUGGAAAUCAUGACUGAAACUCUGGUCAAGAGAGUGCUAGUGGAGGAACGUGGGAGUCAAAAGGUUGCAAUAGGUGUAGUAUUGGAGGAUAAGGACGAAAGCCAAAUCAUGGCACGUCAAGAGGUUAUCAUUGCUGCGGGCGCAUAUCGUACCCCCCAGCUCAUGAUGCUGUCGGGUAUUGGCCCAGCGGAAGAAUUACGAGCAUAUGGGAUCAAUGUUGUCCUUGAUCUUCCGGAUGUGGGCCGUCACUUUGCGGACCAUGUAGCUGUCUCGCAAUGGUGGCAGUUGAAGCACCCAGAGAAUGGGCUAGCAUUCGGAUCACCCGCCUUCACUGACCCAGCUUUCUUCCGGGGAAAUCCCAUUGACUUUGUGGCCUUAGAUUCAGUGCCUCUCGAUGGCCUUCGGCAAGCACUGGUCAAGGACGACCCCAAUUGCAACCCAGAUGAGCAUCCGCUUAUUACCUCCCAGCGCGUGCAUGUGGAAACCUUUACCGUCUAUGUGGCGCACAACGCUCAGGACCCUAGCAUCGCAGUGGACGGUACACAUAUUACGACAGGCGUGUCCUGUAUGCUUCCAACUUCUCGGGGCAGCAUCAACUUAGCAGAUCGAGACGUCCGAAGCGCACCUCGUAUCGAUCCUAAUUACUGUGCUACUGAGGCUGAUCGAUAUGUCCUGCGGGAGGGACUUCGGAAAUUGCGAGAAGUCUUAUGCGAUACUCCAGCGGGACAGAAAAUGAUUCUUUCCGAAACAGUUGAAGAGAAAUAUCAGCCCUUAGGUCCUGAUACGGGUGAUGAAGCCAUCGAUGAUCUCAUCCGUCGCCGAGCUGCGACGCUGUACCAUCCUACGGGCGGUGCUUGCAUGGGCAAAGUGGUUGAUGGUGAUCUGCGUGUCAAAGGGAUCGAUGGGUUGCGAGUUGUCGAUGCGAGCGUAAUUCCGACUCCAUUGAGCACACAUAUACAAGCGUGUGUGUAUGCGUUGGCUGAGCAAGCUGCGGAUAUUAUCUCGGGUGUUUGUAGUGUCUGA
This is a messenger RNA of Aspergillus piperis CBS 112811, 2544 nucleotides long. RefSeq names its product GMC family oxidoreductase. Bases 1 to 2544 code for a protein of 847 amino acids. NCBI's taxonomy places the organism in Eukaryota, Fungi, Ascomycota, Eurotiomycetes, Eurotiales, Aspergillaceae. The record is from RefSeq and is a predicted model, not a curated record. Gene Ontology annotation, molecular function: flavin adenine dinucleotide binding; oxidoreductase activity, acting on CH-OH group of donors. The transcript is spliced from 8 exons.